Messenger RNA from Portunus trituberculatus (swimming crab), 5673 nucleotides. RefSeq lists its product as uncharacterized. Bases 892 to 1854 code for a protein of 320 amino acids. Lineage: Eukaryota; Metazoa; Arthropoda; Malacostraca; Decapoda; Portunidae. The transcript has 6 exons. The record is from RefSeq and is a predicted model, not a curated record.
GUUGAAACUACCGAACUCCUCCUGCCUUACCUGUGAUCCCGCCACGCCACACUGGACGCCCCUACAUGUGUGACUCUAAUUAACCUGCACGCCCACACCUGUCUGGAGUAUGGGUGAUGUGAGGGGAGCAGCAGGACAUAAGAACAUAUAGCUAGAAAAAGGUGGAUCUUGGCAAUACGGUGGAGGUGAUGGAAGUGGCGCUGUGACCUUGAGUGCUUCCUUCCACCUGUAUACGUGUUGCUGCAUACGUGAGCAGUGUGUGUACCUGGCGGACUCACCUGAACACUUGCCCUUAUCUUCCCUGACUAAGUUGUCAAAGUGUAUCCCGUGCCAUUCGAAGACUUGGAUUCGUAGGAGAGUUACUGACGAGUGGAGAGAAGAGGUGUUAAGUGCUAGAGAGAAUACAGAAGACGUGUUGAUGAAGUGAGGCAGAAUAAAAGAGUCUUAUCAGUGGUUUGUAGAAGUUGUGAGGAGAGAAGAAAAACUGACUGAGCCGUGUUGUGUGUCGCAUCUACAGAAAAAAAGGAAAAACAAAGGAAAAACAUGUGAUAAAGACCAGAAAACUAGUAAAUUAAGGUGAAAGGAAGGCAAAACAAUAGAAACAAAAGACAAAACUAAGAAAAACAACAAAACACCAAUAAAAACAAUACAUCAAGAGGAAAAAUAGAAAAAAAAAUGACUAGACGGGUAUCGAACAGUGAGACACAGCGAUGACAAACUAACCAGAAAACCACGAUAGGGCACUACAAGACCAGCCUGAAGGGGAUUCAAACAACCACCCUUCCCUUCCCUCCCCUCCCUUCUUUCCCAUCCCUCCCCGUCCCUCCCCGUCCCUCCCCGCGCCUUGCUGCUGCUGGUGUGCGCCUCGGCUCCUCUUGCGACCAUGUCAAGAUGGAGCGCGAUAGACGAGGCCUUCGUCUGUCUGCUGCCGGAGGGGCGCUCACCAUCCUUGCCUUCGUCGCAGCCCUCGCCGCCGCCGCCGCUCCCAACUGGGCCAAUUUUGCUGGUGCCAUGUCGGGUCACUUCGGGCCGUGGAUGGUGUGUCAGGGGGACUACUACGUGACCUGCACCUCCUACUCCUCCAGAUACCAGGUGUCAUGGAAGACCAAGGUGGCGGGAGUAGGGUCAGCUGCCUCUGCUGCGCUGCUCGCCGUGGCUGCCUUCAUGUGCCCCCUACUGGUCAUGAUGCACCUGUCCUCCACCAAGGUGCUCGUCAAGUUUCGCCACGCCACCCUAGCCAAGGUGGUCUGCAUCGGGGCGUCAGUUCUGUGUUCGCUGGUGAGUCUGCUAUUCUUCGUGAUCGAGGUGUUCAUCUCCAAGUCAGGCAUCAGCUACGGCCUUGUGGUCACGCUCAGCUGGGCCUUCUACCUGCAGGUGAUCAGCGUGCUAGUGGGCGUCGUGGCGGGCGUGGGCGCAGGGAUCGAGUUUGGCUGGUCCAGGAAGCUUGGCGGGGACCCUACAGUGUAUGGGCGUGACCCUGAGGGCACGGCCGCCACCACCAUCUCCAACCCAAGCUUUAGGGACUCGAGGAACGGCCACGCCAAGGGCGGAGCUCACCGCUCGUCGGGACGCGUGCAUCGCAACGCUAACGGCGUGGCGAUGACACACUUCAGCGGCCAGCCCUACAUGAUCACCGCCAACGGUACCAACGGUCACGCGGGGCGCCCCAACGGCAUGAAGGUGGCCUUCGAUCCCAACAGGACGCCCCUCAGGUCGUCCCUGAGGAAGCCCAAGCCGGCGCCCCCAGAGGACGCCCCGGACUCCUCCCUUGGCAUACAAAACUUGGCCUUCACGCAGUCCAGUCCCGUCGCCAAGAAGAAGGUCCGCAUCCACACGCAGUCCACGUCAGUGUAGCGCUGCCCAUCGUGACCCGCAGUCAUCCUGGGGAUGUUCUUGUUCACUUAGAGCAGUGUCUGGCCACCUCGGGGCUUUUGUGGUCAGCUAAUGACUCGCCCUGCCAGCUAGGAACGUUACUGGCCAGCUGGUGAUGUCUUUCAGCCAAAUGGAGUCUGUGUAGCUAGCUUGUGACUCUCGGUGCCAGCUCGAGUGUGUUGGCCAGUUGUGACUUGAGUGCGUUGUGGAGAACUGUACUCGUGGGGCUCUCCGCCGCGUCCCUUCACUUGAUGCCAAAGUGCCAGUGAGCGUUCAGCGUCAGCGCCACCUGUGUGUGUGUGUGCGUGUGUGUGUGUGUGUGCAUGUACUAGUUUCAUGCCUCGUUGUGUCACUCAAGGGCACUUCAGCAAUGCGCCUGGUGAUGUUGGGAGGUGGUGUCAAGCGAGAAGAGACAAUAAUAAACACGAAUUAAGUGAUGUGAGUGGACGAAUAUACCUGAAAGACACUCAGGUACACACGCACGUACGUACAUCCACACGCACACGCAGGAACAAUCAGACGAGAGAGAAAUGGAGAGAAAUAAGUGAACUGUUGGGACGUGUGCAUGAGCGACUUCCUUACGUUUUCUUCCUUUUAUACCCGUUUUCUUUCCUUAUUUUGUUAUGUGGUACUAGUAAGCGAUCCGUCCGUACCGCAGCACACACCCGGUUGGCAAGCCUGCGUGACCCCUGUACUGGUAGCCCUGUCUGGAGGUCAAGGCUGAGUUGAGAAAUCUGUAUAUUUAUCUCCAUAUCUUUAUCUAGUUGUUAUAUACUCCAUUUUCUUCUUGACCCUUUUUUAUGGGGGUACUUUUUGAAUUCUUGUUUUGUACCUUUUCUUUUCCUUUUUUUUCUCCUUCACGUGUGCCAAGGUAAUCUGUAUGUAAAGGACGGCCACGGGGGUCUGAGCGGCCCCAGGGAGCACCCAUGUACUACCCCCUCCCUGUGGUAUUACCCUGAGAAAGUGAUGGAUUAGGAUGGAAACUGAAUCACUGUACACACACACACACACACACACACACACACACACACACACACACACACACACACACACACACACCAGAAAUAGCCCGGUGCUGCGUUUAGUGUAUAUAUGUUACAAAAGAAUCAAACACACACACACACACACACACACACACACACACACACACACACAAGGCGGUCUGGUCCCGUGUCGCUGAGAUCAAAACAUGUAUGGUGGAGUGAACUAAGCUUUAAAAACAACGACAGUCUGGCAGUGUAUGCAAAAGUUAGUGUUUAAUUAAUGUUAGUGUGAGAAAACAUUAUACAGAAUCACACUCGUCUCUCUCUCUCUCUCUCUCUCUCUCUCUCUCUCUCUCUCUCUCUCUCUCUCUCUCUCUCUCUCUCUCUCUCGUUCUUUUUCUUUUUGGGUAGUAAAAUCGUACGUUUCUUUUUUCUUCUGUGUGUGUUUUUUAUUUUCAUGUUUUUACUCACUAUUCUCCAUAAAUCCUUUUCAUUCAGUCUUUUCCUUAUCACAAAAAAGUUAUAUACGUCGCUAAUGUUUUUGUUAAGAUUUAAUUUACCAGACCAAACUUAACCUGACCAUUAUAAUUACCAUGAAUAAUCUUGUAACUCAGUCCAGAAAAAUCAUUACACAUCUAUUUCUUGCAUUAGUACCGUCACCAUUAUCAUUUUCUUUUAGCUAACAAGCUCUAAUUUCAUCUAACCUAACCAUCACGUAUGAUCUAAUUAACUAUCUAGAAAACAUACAUUUACUUCUUACCUAUGGCAUUAUCAUCACUACUAUCCUCCUUACCUUCUUUGAUCUAGCAAUUCAGAACAUAACUCUCUAACAAAAAAGGAUUAAUUUGUAACAGUAAUGAUAAAAGAAAUAACGAAGCAUAGGAUUUUACUCGUCACGGACAAAGUAACCAUUUCGUUCAGGCAGAUUGAGAGGAGAGUGAUUCUGUGCAGUUUGCGUAUUCAGCCAUUGCUUUUCUUCAGGGUUUGUCAGAUGUCGCCCCUGACUUGCAGAGGACGUUAACACAUGACCUCACCUUUAUUUUUAGUGUUACCUUCACCCCUCUGACUGUUUGUGGUGGCACGGCACUUGUUACCACAUCUAAACAACCAGGAAUGACUUUAUCUGGCUACAUUCAAACUUUAGCCACUGGGACCCUUGAAGCACUCGACCACUAAUGCUGCCACGGGUGUCUCCAAAUUGUAAUCUAAACUUAAUCUUUAACUCGUGACACUUCAGGAGAAACAAUAAGAGCUAGAAAGACGACUAAAGGCUUUAUAAUGUCUAAACUUUGCUAUCACUCUUGUUACCAGUGAUGUCUUUACAAAUUAGAUCAACGAGAAGCUGUAACAAACGAAUAAUGAUCUGAAUUUACAUCGGAUCAUUUCAUUAAGCUCGAAUAGAAGUCAAAUUGUACUCCAGCUUUUACCAAACCGUUUUAUUAAGCUUUGAAUAAUACUCUUACCUCUUCCCGAUCAUUUGAUUAAGCACAGAUAGAGAAUACAGCUAAAAUUGAGAUGCUGCAAUAGACAAAUGAUGCCCUUAGCUUCGCCUGGCCGUUCUAUCAAAGCUGAGGUGAGAGCCGCGAGCAGUCAGAGGGUUGACGCCACAGGUGCCCGCCAUAGGUGUGUGUGGAUGCACCGUCGACUGUCGUUCUUUCCACAGGCAGAAUCUUCCAUUUGUAACUCAUUCCGUCCACUUGUUGUGAAUUAUAGGAAGGGAAACACUUCGCGGUCCAUUUUUUGGGGGGAAACACACACAAGUUGUAAUAAUAUUGUACUACGUUCGUAUUCGUUUGGUGUUGUGUUUGACUGAGGCAAUACUACUUAGUAACAUCACGUAUGUAUGUAUGGCAGUGUAUUUGGGUCGUUAUAAUUACGUAUACAUUUAUCUAUAUUUUUUUCUCUCAUUUUUUAUACAUACAUAUAUAUUAUCUGUCCUCAUUUGUUUUUGCGUGCGAGUGUCCUGCAGGAGAGCGAGGAGUGCGCUGCCUGGGCCAUUGCAGCGCAGGUCCCCGCGUGCGCUCAGCAAAAUAACAACCUUUCACAUCCCAUUGUCACCAGUAAGGCUUGUCAACUGAACUCAUGGAAAUCAGCAGGCCCGUAUUUUGAAGCGCUUUAUUAUCUCAUUUAAGUUUAUUUUCAAAGGUUUUAGAUGUUUGAUUAGGUUCCCAUGAGAGUUUUUCUUAUUUUCGAAUUCCCGUUAAAUUUUCACCGAGUCACUUAGCACCAUUGAAAGUCGUAACUCACACUAGGACCAGUUUCAAGUAGUUACGGUGUUUUGAGAAUGUAGAUCUUGUAAAUGAAUGUAUAUGAAGUGCUUAUUCCUCUGCCAACUAUGAACGGAAAGGAAAAAGUUUAAUUGACUAUCUAAUCCUGUAGCUUCUCCAAUCAAAUGAACACUUGUGAAGCUUCAUAAAAGUCAAUAAGUCACUCAAUAGUUUCGAAUCUCACACCAAGGGACUAUGAUUAUUAUUUUGCUGAGUGUCAACAGUUGCCUUCUCCUCCGUCUUCACGUAGUCAGCAAUAGAUCAUCAGUAGGAAAGUUACAAGCAGUCCAUUUCCAUACAUAUUUUCAGUAUUUCCAAUCAGCAGUUAAGGUUUCGAGCACACGAUUCGAAAGCCGUCCCGAAUCACAUCUCAGAGCAGUUUGUAGUUACAUUUCCAUAAUUUGACUGACAUGAGGCGGAAGAGGAGGCAACAUUACAUUGAAGUUUUAUAAGAAUAUUCUAAUAAAUUGCCAUAGGUUAAGGCAGAGACCCUUGUUGAUAUAACGAAGACUGUGACCCCGCUGGAAACAAUAAAAGUGUGGCCUCAGUGA